CACUGCAAUUAUAAGGCUGCAUUCGUUUUUGAUCAUUGAUGGCCAGUGAUGGUGGUGGUGAUGGUGGUGGAAAGGCUGGGAGCUCUAGUUGGGUGGUGGAGAUCCAAAAUAAGAUCCAGCAGGUAGACCUGAAAGCGGAGGAGAAUCUGUGGAGCAAGCAGUCCAUUUAUCGGGUGCCCUCUUGCAUCAAGGAGCUGAACCCCAAGGCGUAUAAGCCUCAGGUGGUCUCCUUCGGGCCUCACCACCACGGUGAGCCCCAGGUGGUGCCCAUGGAGGAGCACAAGCAGAGAGCACUCAUGCAUUUCCUCAACAGGACUACUGACAAGUCCAUUCAUUACUUUUUGGGAGAACUGGAGAAAGUGGAGGACGAGCUGCGAGCCUCCUACAAAGCCCUCGACCAGCGAUGGGAUAAUAAAGAUGUUUUCCUGCAGAUGAUGCUGGUGGACGGAUGCUUCAUGUUGGAGAUCUUGCACAUGGCCACAGCCGGCAGGGCCGACAAGAUCGGUGACCAUUAUUGCAAGAGUGACCCCAUAUUCAGCAUCCACGGGAUGCUCUACACUUUGCCUUACAUCAAGAGGGAUAUGUUGAUGCUGGAGAACCAGCUCCCUCUGCUGGUUUUGGAGACGCUCGAUGUUGCCCCCCUCUCCUCCGGUACUAGCCGUGCCAAAGAAAUAACCAAGUUGGUGCUCAAGUUCUUCGAUUCGAGCUCUGAUCAUCAGGUCCAAGUCAUGACUGCAGUGGGGCUCCAUCCUCUGAAUUUGUAUCGACAAAGCUUGCUGGGUGGAGAAGCAGCCCGAUCACCCCCGACCAAGGGGCAGGAGGACUCAAGCGGGAUGGUCCGCUCGGCGAUGGAGCUCAACGAGGCGGGCGUCCGUUUCAAGAAGAGCAAGACCACCAGCCUCCAUGACAUCAGCUUCCACAACGGCGUGCUUUCACUCCCAGUCAUCGUCGUGGACGACUCCACCGAAUUCAUGUUCCUCAACCUCAUGGCAUUCGAGCGGCUCCACACCAACGCUGGGAACGAGGUGACGGCCUACGUCUUCUUCAUGGACAACAUCAUUGACUCGGCCAAGGACGUGAGCCUGCUGCACUCCAAAGGCAUCAUCCAGAACGCGCUGGGAAGUGACAAGGCCGUGGCCAAGCUCUUCAACACUUUGUCCAAGGACGUGGUGCUUGAUCCAGAGAGCAGUCUCGAUGACGUGCACCGCAGUGUCCACAAUUACUGCAGCAAGAGCUGGAACAUGUGGCGUGCUAAUCUCAUCCACACCUACUUCAGGAGCCCCUGGGCUUUCCUCUCCCUCGCUGCUGCCAUCUUCCUCAUUAUCCUCACCGUCGGCCAGACUUUCUACAGUAUCUACCAAUACUAUAAGCCCAAUACUGGAGAGUCUUCGGCUUCCUCUUCUUCUCCACCCACCCUAUUUGCACCACCUCCGGCUCUAUCUCCCCAGUGAUCAUGGUGCUCUCUCUCUCUCUCUCUCUGUGCAGGUUGCCUUUUCAUUCUCUACGUACGUUUUGCAUUUGUUAAUUUUCUUCGCUUGAGAUGAAUGGUUUGGCUUUUCUAUUAAUUUCCGUUUUUUCAUAUUUGCUAUUGGUUUGAUUGAUUGAGAUUGUUGCUUUGUUUGUUCAUUUA
Molecule: messenger RNA, 1630 nt
Organism: Dioscorea cayenensis subsp. rotundata (Guinea yam)
Lineage: Eukaryota; Viridiplantae; Streptophyta; Magnoliopsida; Dioscoreales; Dioscoreaceae
Product: UPF0481 protein At3g47200-like
Exons: 2
Coding region: 39-1451 (470 amino acids)
Source: RefSeq, a predicted model, not a curated record